Messenger RNA from Acanthocheilonema viteae, 270 nucleotides. Lineage: Eukaryota; Metazoa; Nematoda; Chromadorea; Rhabditida; Onchocercidae. The record is from the annotation of a GenBank genome assembly.
AUGGUAGUAGUUAAUAGUAGUAAAAAGAAGACUGCAGUAUCGGUGGAUCAACGAUGGUGGCAGGUAAGAGGCGAAGAAUUGGUUGCCUUUCCCUCUAAUGGUUAUCGUCAUCGUCGUCGUUGUCAUCAUCAUCAUGAUGGUGAUGGUGGUAAUGGUGAUGGUGAUGGUGAUGGUGAUGGUGAUGGUGAUGGUGAUGGUGAUGGUGAUGGUGAUGGUGAUAAUGACGAUCAUUUUGAUUUGAUAUAUUCUUGCAACAAUAGUCAGGAAUAG